Molecule: messenger RNA, 2018 nt
Organism: Ochotona curzoniae (black-lipped pika)
Lineage: Eukaryota; Metazoa; Chordata; Mammalia; Lagomorpha; Ochotonidae
Gene: F8A1
Product: coagulation factor VIII associated 1
Exons: 1
Coding region: 21-1130 (369 amino acids)
Biological process (GO): vesicle cytoskeletal trafficking
Cellular component (GO): early endosome
Molecular function (GO): protein binding
Source: RefSeq, a predicted model, not a curated record
AAGGGCCGAGGGCGGCCAAGAUGGCGGCGGCCGCGGCGGGCCUGGGCGGUGGUGCCGGCGCGGGGCCCGAGGCCUCGGACUUCCUGGCCCGUUACCGGCUGGUGUCCAACAAGCUGAAGAAGCGGUUCCUGCGCAAGCCCAACGUGGCGGAAGCCGGCGAGCAGUUCGGGCAGCUGGGCCGCGAGCUCCGCGCCCAGGAGUGCCUCCCGUACGCGGCCUGGUGCCAGCUGGCGGUGGCGCGCUGCCAGCAGGCGCUGUUCCACGGGCCCGGGGAGGCGCUGGCCCUCACCGAGGCCGCCCGCCUCUUCCUGCGGCAGGAGUGCGACGCGCGCCAGCGCCUCGGCUGCCCCGCCGCCUACGGGGAGCCGCUGCAGGCCGCCGCCAGCGCCCUCGGCGCCGCCGUCCGCCUGCACCUGGAGCUGGGCCAGCCGGCCGCUGCCGCCGCCCUUUGCCUCGAGCUGGCGGCCGCCCUGCGCGACCUGGGCCAGCCGGCCGCCGCCGCCGGACACUUCCAGCGCGCCGCCCAGCUCCAGCUGCCCCAGCUGCCCCUGGCCGCGCUGCAGGCGCUCGGCGAUGCCGCCUCCUGCCAGCUGCUGGCGCGGGACUACAACGGCGCCCUAGCGGUCUUCACGCGCAUGCAGUGCCUGGCGCGGGAGCAUGGCACCCACCCGGCGCAGCCGCCGCCGCUGCCGCCGCCGCCGCCGCCUCCCCCGGGGCUCCAGCAGCCCGCCCUGCCCGCCGCGCUGUUCGCCUCCAACGCGGGCCCCACGGUGCCCCCUCCCGCCGCACUGGGCGCCUUCUCCGACGUGCUGGUCCGCUGUGAGGUGUCUCGCGUGCUGCUGCUGCUGCUCCUGCAGCCACCACCCGCCAAGCUGCUGCCUGAGCACGCUCAGACCCUGGAGAAGUACUCCUGGGAGGCCUUUGACAGCCACGGGCAGGAGAGCGGCGGGCCGCUUCCCGAGGAGCUCUUCCUGCUGCUCCAGUCCCUGGUCAUGGCCACCCACGAAAAGGACACGGAGGCUGUCAAGUCGCUGCAGGUGGAGAUGUGGCCGCUGCUGACCGCCGAGCAGAACCACCUCCUUCACCUCCUUCUGCAAGAGACCAUCUCCCCCUCGGGACAGGGCAUCUGAUGCUCCCCGCCCCCCACCGAGUGACUUCAGGCCAGCCCCACGCAUCCAUCCGCAUCCAUCCGCAUCCAUCCUCUCUGGCGCGCGGCGCUGGGGCGGGGAGGGGGCGUGAAGACACCCUGAGUGGCCCCUUCUGCCGCUGGGAGAAUCCGCUUGGCCUCAUCCCGAAGCCUGUUUCCGCAGGCAGCGCGAAGGGCAAAGGCAGGCAUCUGACAGAAUCCCACGUGGGUGCCUUCUGCCUUCUCCGAGCGGGAGUGCCCCUUUUACCACCUCCCCUCGCUGCCCUCGGCCGCACACAGACUCGUGCUCUGUCUUCAUUCCAUAAGCAGGAUCCCGCUCUGCACAGCUCUGCCCGAAUGUGUAAGCCUCAAGCUCCAUAGUGUCCUCGUGGCCCUUCAUUUCUUAGCGCCCUUCGAGGUCUCUGAGACCGCCAGAUUGCCUUCGUCCCGGCUGCUUCGGAGCUCUGGCGCCGGAGGCCUGCUUGUCCCUUGCCGCCCAGCUGUUGCGCGCCCAAGCUGUUCAUUGAGGACUCCCGCCUCACGGCGCAGACUUGCCUCCUCCAGAAGACGUGACUACCUCCCUUGCCUAUUUGUCCAGAAGCACAGCUAGGUAGUUAGCUGUCUGUCAGCUCGGGGAUGCCGGCCUUCUUUGGAAACGUGCGGUGUGGCAGUGUAGGGCACGUGGGCCACGAGUCUAGGGCGAUCUUUCACAAAGCAGGCGCGUCUGUGGCAGAAGUUCCAGUGACACUGCUAGUCUGGUCCGGCUUCACACUUCCGCACAGUUGCGGGUCUCUCCGGAGCGGGCAUAGGCUAUCUGCCCUAGAGCUUGCGAUUUGCCCAACUGUGCAGAAUCGUGGCGUGGCCUCUGAUGCACUGAGCUCCCGUGAGGAUA